Molecule: messenger RNA, 663 nt
Organism: Dicrocoelium dendriticum
Lineage: Eukaryota; Metazoa; Platyhelminthes; Trematoda; Plagiorchiida; Dicrocoeliidae
Source: the annotation of a GenBank genome assembly
AUGUCUGAUUGGCGAUCAAUGAAACAGUCUCUCUCUACCGCAGCGCACGUGACAUUCGAGACAUCAGAACCAGAUGACCAGAAGGUCCCACUAGUCGAUUACCCUACAAGUACUCAUCAACUGGCUCAUCCGCUGCAGGGUUACGGAGAGGUUUACCAAGUCCCCAUUGCUGAACACUUCCAUGAAGCCGAGGAAUCAGAUACAAUGGAUGACAUUCCAAUACCGUCUCUCGAUAUUGAAUUCCCUUCCAUUGAACCGGUUAAGACACUGCCAACGUUUGCUGAGCCGACUGCCGUUGAGUUGUCGGCGUCAUCUCCGGUGCCUACAGCCUGCGUUGAUGGAGAAAGUCUGCUUCCGGACGCGUACUUCUGUGCAAAAGAGAAGAAGGAAGAAGAUGACAAAGUACAUGCAUCACAAGGAGACUCCAGACCUUAUUCAAUUCCAUCUUCCUUGCAUCCCGGUUUAAAUGCAUUCUCUGUUUCAAAAGCUCUCAAACUCAUCGAUUCAAUUGUCAACUUUUCGUACCGCGACGGCCUUCACUUAACUGAGUCGGGGGUCGAUACUUCGUUGUUCCGUCCAACAUGUUACCCCAUCCUCCGCUGCGUUAGUUCUACCUGUCGUAUUGGGGAAGGCUUCACCGAGCGCAUCGGAUUAUCGUCCUGA